Molecule: messenger RNA, 435 nt
Organism: Saccoglossus kowalevskii
Lineage: Eukaryota; Metazoa; Hemichordata; Enteropneusta; Harrimaniidae
Product: 2-hydroxyacylsphingosine 1-beta-galactosyltransferase-like
Source: RefSeq, a predicted model, not a curated record
AUGAAUUCAGAGAAUGGAGUAGCUAUCGUGGCAAUGGGAACGUGGUACGCAAAAUUAACAGGAGACUAUUUGGGUAAACUACCUCAUAUAUUAUCUGGAGCACUUGCAAGGUUACCUUUGAAAGUAAUAUGGAGAUUAUCUGGACGUAUUCCAUCUAAUAUAGGGAACAAUACCGAGGUAAUGAAAUGGUUACCUCAAAAUGACUUACUGGGUCAUUCAAAGACAGUGGUAUUCAUAAACCAUGCAGGUACCAAUGGUAUAUAUGAAGCUAUUUAUCAUGGCGUUCCCAUGGUGAAUAUACCAUUGGGCGCUGACCACUUUGAUAACGCUGCAAAAGUACAGAAAAAAGGCAUGGGAAAGACAGUUUUUUACAGUGACAUAACUGAGGAAAGUCUUUACCAAACAAUCAUGGAGGUUGUUAAUAAUAACACGUGA